This is a messenger RNA of Cordyceps militaris CM01, 3183 nucleotides long. RefSeq names its product mitochondrial translation initiation factor IF-2. Gene Ontology annotation, molecular function: translation initiation factor activity; GTP binding; GTPase activity. Bases 1 to 3183 code for a protein of 1060 amino acids. The transcript has a single exon. The record is from RefSeq and is a predicted model, not a curated record. NCBI's taxonomy places the organism in Eukaryota, Fungi, Ascomycota, Sordariomycetes, Hypocreales, Cordycipitaceae.
AUGGCUCCCAAGAAGGGAAACAAGAAGGGCCAGGACGACUGGGAGGCCGACCUGGGCGAGAGCAUCGCCCCGCAGGGAGCGAAUGAACAGCCCAACGCCGACGAUGCCAAUGCCAACGGCGAUGACGAAGUCGAUUCCGCGGGCCGCGGCGGCUUGAUGGCCCAGCUGCGCAAGAACAAGGAAAAGCGCAAGAAGAAGGCCGGCCAGGACGGCGAAGACGCCCCGCCAACCGACGAUGCCAAAAAAGCCCCCGAAGAGGCUGUCAUGGACGAUGAGUUUGCUCUUCCUAUCAAGAAGGGCAAGGGUGGCAAGACCAAGCCGGAGCACGCCAAGCCCGCUGCUGCUGCUGCUACCGGCGCGGACGACGACGGCGAAGAUGGCGGCCGCAUCAUGACCAAGGCAGAGAAGGAAAAGCUCAAGAAGGAGCGCGAAAAGCAAAGAAAAAAGGAGCAGGCUUCCAAGAAGAAGACCACCGCUCCCGCAAUGGCCGAGACUGCAAAGCCCGCAGCCAAGGAGACGGCUGCUGCCGCCCCCGAGGCUCCUACGCCAGCCCCCGCCGCCGAGACGGGCGGCAAGAAGAAGAAGCUCCCUGCCCACAUUGCCAGGAUUCAGCAGCAACAAGAAGAGCUUCGACGCCAAAAGGAGGACGAGGAACGCCUCAUCGCUGAGCUCGCAGCCAAGGAAGCUGAGGCAGAGCGUCUCGCCGAGGAGGACGAGAAGCGCAAAGAAGAGGCCAAGGCCUUAAAGAAGCAAAAAGAAAAGGAGCGUAUCGAGCAGCUCAAGAAAGAGGGAAAGUUCAUGACCAAGGCUCAGAAGGAGGAGAAGGCCCGAAACGAGCGCAAGCUCCAGCAGAUGCUGGCCGCCGGUAUCAAGGUUGGUCCCGCGGACGAAGUGUCCGCCCCUAAGAAGAAGGCCGCACCCGAGAAGAAGCGCAAAGGUAAGAUGGAGCAAAAGGCCGAGGAAGAGGCUGCGCUGGCAGCCGCUGCUGAGCGAGCUAGGAUACAGGCUGAGGAGGCUCUGAAAAAGGCCGAAGAGAAAAAGAAGGCCAAGGAGAAGGAAGAGGCCGCCAAGAAGGCCGCCGAAGGCAGUGACGUCGACGAGGACUGGGAAGCAGCUGCCGGUGAUGACGACGAUGUCAAGGACAGCUGGGAUGCUGACAGCGACGAGGAAGCCGAGAAGAAGGCUGCCGCCAAAGCAGCGCUGGCAUCGCAACGCAAGAAGGCCGCCGAGGAAGAAGACUCCGAAGAGGACUCCGACGAAGACUCUGACGACAGCGACUCUGACGAGGACGUCUCCAGAGCGAAAGCUGCCGAGGCUCAGCGCAAAAAGGAAGCCGCCGCGCGCCGUGCCGCCGCUCACAAGGCGGCCAUGGACGCUCGCUCCAAAGAUAACCUUCGUUCCCCCAUUUGCUGUAUUCUGGGCCACGUCGAUACUGGCAAAACGAAGCUUCUAGACAAGAUCAGACAAACCAACGUCCAAGAGGGCGAAGCUGGUGGUAUUACCCAGCAAAUCGGUGCCACAUAUUUCCCCCUCGAUGCCAUCAAGCAAAAGACCCAAGUCAUCAACAAGGACGGUUCUUUCGAAUUCAAAGUCCCCGGUCUCCUCGUCAUCGACACGCCGGGUCACGAGUCCUUUUCUAACCUCCGAUCCCGCGGCUCAUCGCUCUGCAAUAUUGCCAUUUUGGUCGUCGAUAUUAUGCACGGUCUUGAACCCCAGACCCUUGAGUCGAUGCGUCUGCUCCGCGAGCGCAAGACGCCCUUUAUUGUCGCCCUGAACAAGAUUGACAGACUUUUUGGCUGGAAAAAGAUUGACAACAACGGCUUCCAGGAGAGUCUGGCGCUCCAGAACAAGGCCGUCCACAACGAGUUUGAGAAGCGUCUCUCCGAGACCAAACUCGCCUUUGCUGAGCAGGGCUUUAACGCUGAGCUCUACUACGAGAACCCUUCCAUGUCCAAAAACGUCUCGCUAGUGCCCACUUCGGCGCACACUGGCGAGGGUAUUCCCGACAUGCUCAAGCUCAUCAUCCAGCUUACGCAGGAGCGCAUGACCAAUGCUCUCAUGUAUUUGUCCGAGGUCCAGGCCACUGUUCUCGAAGUCAAGGCUAUUGAGGGUUUCGGCAUGACCAUCGACGUCAUCCUUUCCAACGGUAUUCUGAAGGAAGGAGACCGCAUCGUGGUAUGCGGUACAGAAGGUGCGAUCAAGACAAAUAUUAGAGCGCUGCUCACGCCAGCCCCUUUGAGGGAAUUGCGUCUCAAGUCUCAAUAUGUGCACAACAAGGAAGUCAAAGCCGCGCUUGGUAUCAAGAUCAGCGCGCCUGGGCUGGAGGGUGCCAUUGCUGGUUCCCGCCUGAUGGUUGUCGGCCCUGACGACGACGAAGACGACAUCGAGGACGAAGUGUUGUCCGAUCUUGACAAUCUACUGAGCCGUGUCGAAAAGUCUGGUCGUGGUGUCAGUGUGCAGGCAUCCACCCUGGGCUCCCUGGAAGCUCUGCUCGACUUCCUUAAGGACUGCAAAAUCCCCGUAGCCAACGUGGGCAUCGGCCCCGUGUUCAAGCGCGACGUUAUGCAGUGCGGCAUCAUGCUGGAGAAGGCGCCGGACCUGGCCAUUAUGAUGUGCUUCGACGUCAAGGUGGACAAGGAGGCACAACUGUACGCAGAGGAGCAGGGGAUCCGCAUCUUCACCGCCGACAUCAUCUACCACCUCUUUGACGCCUUCAAUGCGCACAUGAAGGAGAUGCUCGACAAGAAGCGCGAGGAAUCGAAGCUCCUCGCCGUCUUCCCCUGUGUGCUCAAGACCGUCGCCAUCUUCAACAAAACGGGUCCUAUUAUCAUUGGCGUCGACGUCGUCGACGGCCAGCUCAAGAUCAACACGCCCAUUGCCGUCGUCAAGAACAACCCCGUCACCAAUGUGAAGGAGAUUAUCAAGCUCGGCCGCGUCACGUCGAUUGAGCGCGAGCACAAGCAGAUUCCCGUUUGCAAAAAGGGCCAGCCUUCGGUCGCCAUCAAGAUUGAAAUGGGCGGCGCCCAGCCCACGUACGGCCGCCAGCUCGAGGAGUCGGACCAGCUUUACAGCCAAAUCUCCCGCGCCAGCAUCAACUGCCUCAAGGAGUUUUACCGCGAGGAGGUGACAAACCCCGAAUGGAACCUUAUUGUCAAGCUCAAGCCCCUACUAGACAUCCAGUAA